UGCCGCCUGUGUUGCUGGCGCCGCGGCCGGCACUAGGGUCGCGUGCGUGAUCCGCCAGGUGGCCUCCUCGCUCGCCCGACCUCGUCGUUGAGGGGCCGCUAGGGAAGGGCAUGGGUCUGUCCGGCCCCCGCCUCAGCUUCCUCCCAAAUCCCGGGAGCGCUCCUUGGGGGAGCCAACGCGGGUUUUCAAGUGUAGUCUUCGGUAUUAAUGGUUCUGUUAAAGGUGCUCGUCUUCGUUCUGACUUCCAAAAGAGCUGAAUGCUUACGAGGCCUCUGUUUGAAGAUGGCAUUGAGAACCUUCCUUGUGAACUGCAAAGAAACUUCCAGCUGAUGCGGGAAUUGGAUCAGAGAACAGAAGAUAAGAAAGCAGAAAUUGACAGUCUUGCAGCAGAAUACAUUGAAUCAGUGAAGAACAUGUUGCCCGAGGAACGAGUAGAACACCUGAAAAAAAUUCAAAGUGCUUACAGCAAAUGUAAAGAGUACAGCGAUGAUAAAGUACAACUGGCUAUGCAGACCUAUGAGAUGGUAGAUAAACAUAUCCGCCGGCUGGAUGCAGACUUGGCACGGUUUGAAGCAGAUCUGAAAGAUAAACUGGAAGUCAGUGAUUUUGAAAACCCUGGAGCACGAAGCCUGAAAAAAGGACGAAGUCAGAAAGACAAAAGAGGCUCUCGAGGUCGAGGCAGACGAACAUCCGAAGAAGAUACACCAAAGAAAAAGAAACUCAAAGGAGGAUCUGAGUUUGCUGAUGCCGUCCUGUCAGUGCAUCCCUCAGAUGUCUUAGACAUGCCAGUGGAUCCCAACGAACCUACCUAUUGCUUGUGUCACCAAGUGUCAUAUGGAGAAAUGAUUGGCUGUGACAAUCCAGAUUGCCCAAUUGAAUGGUUCCACUUUGCCUGUGUGGACCUCACCACCAAACCGAAAGGGAAAUGGGUCACCAUGGUGAUUUCCGCUGUGGUCCGUUCUCAUCCUGUUUGGCAUCAGUGGGCUCAGCCAAGAUGGCUAAUGAACUUUCAUAGGAGGACCAUGGUACAGCGGUGGACAGCUCCUGCCCAGUGGACGCUUAAGCAGAAGAAACCAGUAUUUAUGCCAUGGGGUGUGAGUCCUCAGAGCAGGAGGGCACUGCAUCCAGCCUCCUCCAGCUUCCAGGAGGUUAUGCUCACCAGUGAGCGUUACAAUGUGCAGCGGCUGCCCUUCUCCCAUGUUUCCAGUGAUGAUGUAGCUUUCUUUGAGUGCCUAAUGCCGGGAAGAGUCAUCACAAAUCCAGAAGAAUUAGAAUUCUUUAAUGUGGACUGGCUUAAAACAGUCCGAGGCUGUAGUAAGCUGUUGCUGAAGCCACAGACUACAGCAGAGGUAUCUCAGGUUCUCAGGUACUGCUAUGAGAGGAACUUGGCUGUAAACCCACAAGGAGGUAACACAGGCCUUGUUGGGGGCAGUGUUCCUGUCUUUGACGAGAUCAUUCUCUCCACAGUUCUCAUGAACCAGAUCAUCAGCUUUGACAAGGUGUCUGGAAUCCUUGUGUGCCAAGCUGGCUGCAUCUUAGAGAACCUGAAUCAAUACCUGGAGGAGAAGGAUUUUAUCAUGCCACUUGACUUGGGAGCAAAAGGUAGCUGUCACAUUGGUGGUAAUGUGGCCACAAAUGCCGGAGGCUUACGGCUCUUGAGAUACGGCUCUCUCCGAGGGACAGUGCUAGGACUGGAAGCGGUGCUGGCUGAUGGCUCAGUUUUGGACUGCUUGACAUCUCUGCGCAAGGAUAACACUGGCUAUGAUUUGAAGCAGCUUUUUAUUGGAUCUGAGGGGACCUUGGGAGUUAUCACUGCUGUCUCCGUACUCUGUCCUCAGAAACCUAAGGCUGUGAAUCUGGCAUUCCUAGGGUGUCAGAGUUUCACUCAGGUUCUGAAAACAUUUACGACCUGCAGAGCCAUGCUGGGAGAAGUCUUGUCUGCAUUUGAGUUCAUGGAUGAUAGGUGCAUGGAUUUGGUCAAGAGACACCUUAAGCUCUCCAGUCCAGUAGCAGAGAGCCCUUUUUAUGUUUUAAUUGAGACAUCAGGCUCCAAUUCAACCCACGAUGAAGAAAAACUGAACAACUUCCUAGAACAAGUUAUGACUUCUGGUUUGGUCACUGACGGAACUGUGGCAACAGAUGAAAAGAAAAUAAAGAUGCUCUGGAGCCUGCGGGAGAGGAUCACGGAGGCCCUCACUCAUGAAGGUUAUGUUUACAAAUAUGACAUCUCACUCCCCAUGGAGAAGCUCUAUAAUCUUGUGACUGACACCAGGGCUCAGCUGGGCCAAUGUGCCAAAAAUGUGAUGGGCUAUGGCCAUCUGGGAGAUGGAAACUUGCACUUGAACAUCACAGCGGAAUCCUACAGCCAUUCGCUGCUGGAUGCCAUUGAGCCAUUUGUGUACGAGUGGACUGCAAGAUGCAAUGGCAGUAUCAGUGCAGAGCAUGGAUUGGGUUUCAAGAAAAAGUGCUUCAUUCAGUAUAGCAAACCCAAGGAAGCAGUCUUUCUAAUGCAGCGUUUCAAAGCCAUGUUAGACCCCAAAGGGAUUCUCAAUCCAUAUAAGACACUGCCUUCCAGUUCCUGAGAACAUGUUCUGAGAAGGGAGCAGAUACUAUCACAUGAUGACUGCAUCUCUAGCUCAGUAAGUACGCUUUGGCCACAGUCAAAUUGAUGGAUCAAAUAAGCACAUGAAAUGCUCCUUGGCUUAUUUCCUUAGGGUAAUAAAACAAGUAAAGGAACAUGGUUCCUCUUUUUAGAGGUAUCUGCUCUUUCAAAAGAAGAGUACAUUCAUCAUUCAUGGUUUUGAUUUUGUUUUGUCAGGUUUUUUGUUUAACCUGAACACUCAGACUGAGCAUACAGACUUCUUUUAAAGUCUUACCUGCUCAUCUGAUAUUUAGAAUUGGUUUCUACCUCCAUCCAGAUAGUGGAAGAGUCCUUAAAGAGUCCUAAGCUCUUUAUCUCAAGCUCUGGUGAUUAUUAUUUUUCUUUCUUUUUGGUUUCAUUGCUACAUAUACUCUGCUUUAAAGAGAUGAGGGGAAAAUGGGAGCAGCCUAUAGCAUGUCUUUGACCUUCUCUGUUUUCUAUAUAAUAGUCAUGUAAUAUAUAAUUAUGUAGUGUUCAGGCAGAUAGGCCAACAUAAAACUUCACAGCUUGGAAUCUGUAGCUUAUUGCACCCUGCAGACCUGAGUAUUAAAUUUGGGAGUGUAGCUGAGUUUGAAAAAUAGAAGAUUAAAUUCAAGGGACUCUCCUCCUUUUUGUCGUAUUCUCUCACCCUUCCCCUCUGCAUAUGGCAUCCUUCUGGCAAAACAGGCUUAGUAGAAAGCAUUACUUUUCAGUUGCAAGGGGGCAUUUUGGGUUUAUGUUGCCUUUGUCUGAUAUUAACAGCAGAAUUACAGCACUAGGAUCCCUGAUCCUAAAUCUAGAGCUACUUACCACUGUCCUGCUCACCACUGUAUUUGGAAGAGGUAGACAAGGCAAUAUCAAGGUUUAUGGCACAUGACUGAAGUCAGGGCUGGCUGACAGCAGCAGUGUCCUUGUUAAUGUGCAGUGUUUGAUGCUUCUUUACAGCAUCUAACCUGCUAAUGCCAAGGCAGGCCUUUUGUUUAUGUUAGCAUUUGAGAUCCCACUCUAUCCACUAUUGCCCUGUUCCUGUAAGUGCACUAUGGCGUUUUUUUUUUUUUUUUUUUGUAUGAAUGUGACUAUCAAAUACCAACAUAAAAAGUUUUAUGAAUCUGAAUCCACAGAGAUCUAAAGAGAAUUUUGUCAGUGUUGUUUUGGGAACAGAACAGGUCAGGGCUAUCCAGCCAGAUGCGUAUGUCCUUCUUACAGCAGGAUUCUGUUCCUGAGAUCAUCUACCAAUUUAACUUUUAUGUACUCAUCUUACAGAGAGAUCUUUCCAGCUCCUGGAUGUUGGUCUUAGCCUUCCCUUAAACUUCAAUGACAAAGAUUGUAUUGUAGCGUUAUGGAUGGGAACAGGCAAGCGAUAGGAAUAGUACUUGAUAACACAUAGUAGUAAUGGGCCUUGAUAGGUAGUUGAGAGGAGAACUCUUAGAUACCUGACAGGCACUGCUUACAUCAUUACACCAACACCAGAAUUCAAAACUGGCCAUGCAAAGGAAGGGCUGUACAGGCUGUGCCAUGUGUAUAUUUGGCCAUGGUAAUGUAUUCUGUUGCUUAACCUAAAGUGCAAUGCAACUAUAAUCUUCUCUGUUUCAGGAUAAAAAUAUUUAAACCUAGCAGAGAAUCAGAAGUGCAGGAGAAACUUUAUGCAUCAGGAGUUUUCAUUUUGAUUUUUGUAUCUUUGCGAAUAUAUUUGAACUAUUAAUUUAUAAGACCAUGUUAAUGUUGUUUUUCACAAGUACCUUUCUACAAAUAAAGUUCUCUUCACGUUGUGAA
Molecule: messenger RNA, 4393 nt
Organism: Rhea pennata
Lineage: Eukaryota; Metazoa; Chordata; Aves; Rheiformes; Rheidae
Product: inhibitor of growth protein 5
Exons: 16
Coding region: 258-2582 (774 amino acids)
Biological process (GO): regulation of DNA-templated transcription; positive regulation of apoptotic signaling pathway
Cellular component (GO): mitochondrion; nucleus
Molecular function (GO): chromatin binding; catalytic activity; FAD binding
Source: RefSeq, a predicted model, not a curated record